GCAGACAAAUAUGCUGAGACCAGAGCUUUAGGGGAUCUCAUUACCAAUUGCAAAAGCAAAGUGAAGGCUGAAAUAUUUUUUAUCACAAAACAGAAGAAAGCACAGAAGAAAAUAAGAUGUCAGAUGAACAAAGGAGGGAUGCAGAGGAAGAGGAAGAACAGUCUAUGAGAAAGAUGUGCUGUUCUGCAUACCCUUUUCUUUUUCUUGCUGCACUAAUGAUAUGCCUGCCUCAUGGAAUUUGGGGUGAAACCUUGCAGGAAUCGGAUGGUUUGUGCAACGCUGAUGGAUGCUACUCAGUUCACUUCCAACGAAAGACUUUCCGGGAGUCCUUGAAAAGUUGCAAAGAUAGAGGGGGCAAUCUGGCUGCAGUGAAGCAACCAGAGGAGGCAGCAUUGAUCCAGGACCUGCUGAAUGCUAAAGAGCGUCAUGGUCCUCGUCCCAAGAUAAGGCUCUGGAUAGGUCUCCAAAGGCCACCUCGGCAAUGCUCGGCCACACGUCCACUGCGGGGCUUCACCUGGGUUGCGGGAUAUCAAGAGACGGAAUACACUAACUGGCAACGUGAGGAAUUACCAGGUGCAUGUACUGCCCUUCGUUGUGUGGUCAUUACCUACAAUACUUUGGAGAAUAGAAAUACUGACCAGAACAACUUUAAGUGGCUAGAUGGUUCAUGCAUGGUUGCUGUGGAUGGUUUUUUGUGUCACUACACGUACAGAGGGAUGUGUCCAUCUCUUCAGAGUGAAGGAGAAGGACCUGCACAGUACGCCACCCCUUUUAACUUAGUCAGUACCGUGCUUUCCCAUAUCCCCUAUGGCUCUGUGGCCACCCUCUCUUGUCCAGACAUCAGCAAGGGAGAUCAGUCAGUGCUUUGUAUGCAACACGAGGAUGGACAAGUUGGAUGGUCCAAGGAGGCACCUCUUUGCUCCGAUGAUAUAAAGGACUGGUGUGAGAAUGAUAAUGGAGGUUGUGAGCACAACUGUGUGAAUUCAGUUUCUCACUAUUACUGUCAGUGCUCAGAAGGUUUCAAGAUAGGGGAAGAUGGGCUAAGCUGCCAGCCUUUGGAUCCAUGUCACCAAGCUGAAUGUGAAUUUGACUGCGAGCCCAGUAUUGGGGGAUACCGCUGCAAGUGCCCAGAAGGAUACCUCCUCUCACAGGAUGGUCUUAAUUGCAUUGAUAUCGAUGAGUGUGCGCAAAGUCCAUGCCCCCAAGUGUGUGUCAACGCACCAGGAACGUUUGAGUGCCGCUGCAAUGAGGGCUAUCAGCUGUCUGAGUUUGGUGAGUGUUUGGAUGUUGAUGAAUGCAAUGAAGGCAAAUGUGAGCACUCCUGUGAAAACUCCCCAGGAAGCUAUAUAUGUCUUUGUCAUGACGGAUUCUCCCUGAUGCCUGAUGAUUCAGAACGCUGUGAAGAUAUUGAUGAGUGUGAAGUCGCUGGAACUUGCGAGCAGAUAUGUAACAAUUAUGAAGGCAGAUUCGAUUGUAGUUGUGAGGUGGGCUAUCAGUUGCAGCUGGAUCAGUAUUCAUGUUUGCCUAUCGAAGACAUGGAUGAACUUUACACAACAGCUGAACCAGCUCAUCCAAUAACACUUACUUGGGAUGACCCUGGUAACUCACCUGACAUAGUGACUGAUAAUAUUCCUCUUGAUUGGGUUACUGAACUUCCUACAGCGCUGGACUGGUUUACAGAUACAACAGAAGAUGACUACCUUACUUUGCCAGCCUCACCUGACUUAACAGAGCAAACCUCCAGUUCCCCAACAUCAGACUGGUUAAAGGUUGCAACAACUUCAAAUAUACCAGCAGAUUCAAAUGCUAAAGAUAAAACAAGCCAGUUGUUGGAUGAGAAGAGAGUAUUGUCACAAGGUGAAGACCACUUAACGUCACCCUUUCCACCAAAGCUGAAGAAGGAUGCUGAUAGGAUCACUCCUUUUACACAUCAAAUCCUAGAAGGUAGUUUGCCAUCUGUCUCCAGUCUAGAGCAAAAUCCAGGUGGCAAAAAGAAGCAUGACAGAAGCUGGUUGCUAGUAGCACUACUAGUUCCUCUCUGUGUCUUUAUUGUAGUCAUGCUAGCACUGGGCAUUGUGUACUGUACAAGCUGUGCUGUUGAGCCACGCAACAAAAACGUAGCAGACUGUUAUAGCUGGACCACUAACUCCAAACCUGCUGAACCAAAAGCUACGAAAUCACAGGCUUGAAACUUUUGGAAAGGACAACAUGACUAUUAAAACAGAGGUGACCCCAAAAUGUCUUGCUAUGUGUGUCAUUUUUGUAUUUUUUUAUAUAUUAUAUAUAUAUAUAUAUAUAUAUAUAUAUAUAUCAUUUCAAAUAUUUCAGGUUUGGACUGUUUUGAGAACAAAGCUUCAGAAGUAAAGUUAAAACCAGUUGGAAACAAAAAUAUCUCAAUGCCUUUUUGAUGUUUAGAUGUUCUGAUGGAAUUAUUACUGUAUUUCACACAUCCUAAGGUUACAUAAAGCUAAGAUUUGAGUAUGCAUUUUACCGUUUCCCCCAUUUUUUAUGCAAAAAAUGAUGACUAUCUUGACUGCCUUCAACAUUUUGUAAUAUAUGUACAUUCAGGAAGGUCAUGUUGCUCAGCUACAUGUGUUAGUGUAUGAUUAUUAUUUUAAUAUUUGGUUAUUUUUACGCAUUGAUGUUUGUUCAGUAGUAAAAUUUCUAGGUGUUCCAAAAAAUGUGUGUAAAGCAGUGUAUUGGAAAACAUUGUAUGUUGUACAGUUUGCCUGUGUGAGUUGAUUGUCUGUAAUGGGAACAUGCACUCCAGUUGUAUCUUGCCAAAAUUAUUAAUUGUUUGCCUCAAAUUUGCAAUAAAAUCGAGUGUGA
Molecule: messenger RNA, 2829 nt
Organism: Silurus meridionalis
Lineage: Eukaryota; Metazoa; Chordata; Actinopteri; Siluriformes; Siluridae
Gene: cd248b
Product: CD248 molecule, endosialin b
Exons: 1
Coding region: 117-2189 (690 amino acids)
Biological process (GO): cell migration
Cellular component (GO): extracellular matrix; external side of plasma membrane
Molecular function (GO): extracellular matrix protein binding; extracellular matrix binding; calcium ion binding
Source: RefSeq, a predicted model, not a curated record